GGGGGCUUGAUGAAAGGCCAACUUUUUAAAAGCCUGGCACUAUCAUAUGAAGGAAUGACACACUACCUCCAAUUCCUGUUGGCGUUUUCUCCUCCUACCACUGAGCGUUAAUAAAAAGGACCAGCAGAGCCUCAAGAGGAUUGUUUACACUUGGAUGCUGUGGAGCAACCACACCUCAUCAACAGAGAAGAUCGAGCAACACCUAAAAAACUCCAGGAAUUACAUUUGUAUAGACCUUAUUUAUUGGGUCAAUAGUUCCACUAUAAUGAUGCUGAAUGUGGACUUGUUAGUUUUAAGUUUCUGCCUUGGUCUGGGGACAGGAUAUAAGAAGAGUUCAGACAGUAUUGUGGGAAAGAGACAAUAUCAGAUCCAAAACGGCCCAUGCAGCUACACAUUUCUACUGCCCGAGCAGGAAAAUUGCCAGACGUCCAACAUCAACUACAAUAAUCAAGUUCAAAAGGAUGGUCCUCUAGACGAUGAUGAGUCAGCUCAGAGGUUGGAGCAACUGGAGAUCAUUAUGGAGAACAACACGCAGUGGCUAAUUAAGCUAGAGAGCUACAUACAGGACAGCAUGAAGCAGGACAUGAUCCAAAUCCAACAGACUGCUGUACACAAUCACACAGCUACAAUGAUUCAAAUGGGAGCAAACCUGUUAAGUCAAACUGCAGAACAAACAAGAAAGCUGACCAAUGUGGAAGCACAGGUAAUUAACCAUACAACUCGAUUGGAGCGCCAACUUCUUGAGAAUUCUUUGUCAACCAACAAGUUGGAAAAACAACUUAUUGUCCAAACCAAUGAAAUAAAUAAGUUGAAUGACAGGAACAGCUUUUUGGAGAAGAAAGUGGAAGACCUCGAGAAGCAGCGGCAAGAGGAGCUCAAGAUACUUCAGGAUGAAAAGAAGGACAUCCAGGCUCUCAUACAGAAACAGACAGCCAUCAUAGGGCAGUUGGAACAACAGUUGCUCAGAGUUUCUUCCAACAACACCAUCCUUCACCAUCAGCAACUGGAUCUACUAGAUACCAUGAACAACCUCAUUCACACAAUCUCUAUGACUACACCUCAAGAGACCAAACCUGUUAUGAUGCAGGACACUCCGAGCACAUAUACUGACUGUGCUGCUGUCUUCAAGUCAGGAAACACUGAAACUGAAGUGUAUACUCUCACAAUUCCAAACACAACACUGGAGGUUAAGGCUUUCUGUGACAUGGAGACGGAGGGAGGUGGGUGGACAGUACUACAAAAACGUUUUGAUGGCCGUGUUGACUUUCACCGUACGUGGCAAGAAUACAAAAUGGGUUUUGGAGAACCUUCAGGUGAAUUCUGGUUAGGAAACGAUUUUGUCUCCACACUGACAAAUAAACAACCAUACAAGCUAAGGAUCCACCUGAGUGAUUGGGAAGGAAACUCUGGAUACUCAGAAUACGAUCAGUUUUCUUUAGACAGUGAAGCACAAAAUUACAGGAUACACCUUAAAGGCUACAGUGGAACAGCAGGCAAAAUAAGUAGCAUUGGGCAGCCAGGAAGUGACUUCAGUACAAAGGAUGCAGACAAUGACAAAUGUGUUUGCAAGUGCUCACAACUCACAACAGGAGGUUGGUGGUUUGAUGCCUGUGGUCCUUCGAAUUUGAAUGGAAUGUAUUACCAACAUGGGCAAAACUCAAAUCGCUUCAAUGGAAUCAAAUGGUACUACUGGAAAGGCUCGGGGUACUCACUCAAGUCUACGACAAUGAUGAUCAGACCAGCAGAUUUCUCAAGUUCCCGUUGAACCAUCUCACUCGUAUUACACAAAGUGGCAAAAUACUGUCUGAUAAACUGUGGGUACCAGUGCACUUCAUGAUAACAUCUCAAACAUUAUAAUGGAAAGAGAUGUUGAGGUCAUGCUUUUAAGUUGGUGUUGAUCCUGCUUUGGUGUGUGUGUGUGUAUAUAUAUAUAUAUAU
Messenger RNA from Thalassophryne amazonica, 1938 nucleotides. RefSeq names its product angiopoietin 2a (gene angpt2a). The transcript is spliced from 9 exons. The record is from RefSeq and is a predicted model, not a curated record. NCBI's taxonomy places the organism in Eukaryota, Metazoa, Chordata, Actinopteri, Batrachoidiformes, Batrachoididae. The coding region runs from base 155 to 1765 and encodes 536 amino acids. Gene Ontology annotation, biological process: Tie signaling pathway. Gene Ontology annotation, molecular function: receptor tyrosine kinase binding.